GUGUACUACUGUCGAUCAUUAGCCAUUGCUUUUAUUGAACAAACAGCCUUACAAAGAUACCAUGACUACACUCAUGAUCCCAGCAUACCAGCUACGCUGCAGCCAGUACUUAAGAAUCUCAGCGCUCUGUAUGGACUCUGGUCUUUAAGUAAACAUCUGGCUGUGCUCUACCAAGGUGGUUAUGCUUCAGGUGAACAAGCUGGUAGAUUUAUCCAGAAUGCUAUUCUGGAGCUCUGCUACAGGUUGAAAGACGAUGCAGUUGCCCUGGUUGAUGCCGUUGCUCCUCCUGACUUCAUUCUCAACUCUCCCAUUGGUAAAGCUAGUGGAGAGUUAUAUAAAAAUACGUGGACAGAGAUCCUUCAAGGCAGCAAAGUUAUGAGCAGACCUUCAUGGUGGGCAGAAUUUUGUAUGAACAAACCUGUUAUAGGCAGGCUGAGGUCAAGACUGUAA
Messenger RNA from Apaloderma vittatum (bar-tailed trogon), 450 nucleotides. Its product is annotated as peroxisomal acyl-coenzyme A oxidase 3-like. Gene Ontology annotation, molecular function: pristanoyl-CoA oxidase activity; FAD binding; fatty acid binding. The transcript is spliced from 4 exons. Gene Ontology annotation, biological process: lipid homeostasis; fatty acid beta-oxidation using acyl-CoA oxidase. Gene Ontology annotation, cellular component: peroxisome. The record is from RefSeq and is a predicted model, not a curated record. NCBI's taxonomy places the organism in Eukaryota, Metazoa, Chordata, Aves, Trogoniformes, Trogonidae. The annotation marks the transcript as partial.